AUGCUCAGCAACAGAGACAGCACCGCCCUUCAGAAAACAUAUGAUUCAAGUUACCUCAGUUGUUCAACGGCUGUGUAUUAUGAAGGCCAGGGUGACGAGAGCGAGGCUACUCGACAUUGGAAAGCCGCACUUCGGCGCAUAAAUGAAUACUACGCGUCGGCAAGCGCUCCAAGAGUCUCCGAAACAUACAACGAUACAGAUGCUGCCUUGAUAGACGCGGUGAAAGAGCUAGAACUACAAUGCAAGGAAAGAAUUGAUCUUUUGGAAGCGUUGAAGCUGUCCCGGCAAGACAGCGUCGCUUCGCCGUACCGUGACAAUACCACGCAGGCCACUGGCAGCACCAGCCAGGGAGCGGGAACCAUAGGGCAAGGCACCAUCCCUGCGGUAACAUAUUCCGAACUUUCACGUCCUGCGUUCUCGUCAAGGAAUUCCCUUGAGGCAAUGACGUCAUCUGAAGAAGCGAUUAAGAGGAUCCAUAGCACCCCUGCCGAUUCAACUCAACGAACUGCCUACCCGCUUCCCAGCUCGAGAAGUCCAGAUUUGCCCGAUACAAGAAGCGACAAGGCGGCCCGUCCUCCGAGCCCCGAGAGGCACACCAUGAGGACUACGUUGCGGUCCAAGAAGACUGCCGAUCGAUCGUCUACUCCUCGUAAAUCGAACAGGCCCGCGGCGGAUGGGCCAAGCAAGGCCGCGACCAUCGCGUGGAGCACUUCUGGAUCUCGAGACAACUUCUUGCGUCCCUUUUCUACUGAAGCGCGCUCAUCAAAAUCAAGCCCUACUCCACGCCCAUCGCUGGAACGCAACUCGCCCAGUUCGCAGAAGUCGACAAUAUCAUAUGAAACGAGAUCUCAACGUACAUCGCCUCAAAAAUGGAACAUGGUUCCUUUGUCCGAUGAAUCUCGUCUUCCACAGCCCUCGGUCCUGUCUAUUAGCGCAGCAUCAAGUGCUCUGACAUCUUCGUCCAGCCAAGAGCCCUCCACGGCAUAUCAAACUCCGAGUAAAUCAGAGCAAUAUGUCACCCCUCGGAAGCCCCCUAUCUUUGAAGAAGCAUCAAUUCAAAGUAAAAGAGGGAGUGCUAAAGCUGGCACGCCCGAAGUUCCGCUUCUAUAUAAAUACGACGCAGAACGAGGAGAUCGGUACCGGGACGAUACACGGCGGCCAUCCUCCGAGUUUGCCACUCUGAGGCAAGUUGACAGCCGUUCAAGUGAAGAGGCUGUCGAGAGUCCAGCAAGAGAAACUAAGAACGAUAAAACACCCAAGAAAAUGACGAAGACAGCCAUUCUUAAGAAUCUGCCGCCAGGCAUAGACGAGAGUGCCGCAAAGCAAAUCUUCAACGAUAUUGUUGUGCAGGGAGAUGAAGUUCACUGGAGCGACAUUGCGGGCCUGGAGGUUGCGAAGAACUCUCUACGGGAAACAGUAGUAUAUCCAUUCCUACGCCCUGACCUAUUCAUGGGCCUACGCGAGCCGGCUCGCGGAAUGCUGCUAUUUGGACCGCCAGGAACUGGAAAAACGAUGCUGGCUCGCGCAGUAGCCACUGAAUCCAAGUCCACCUUCUUCUCCAUUUCUGCCAGCAGCUUAACAAGCAAAUAUCUAGGAGAGUCGGAGAAACUAGUCAGAGCGCUUUUCGGUCUCGCCAAAGCACUUGCUCCCAGUAUUAUAUUCGUCGAUGAAAUUGACUCGCUGUUAUCUCAUCGAUCGGAUGCUGGGGAGCAUGAGGCAACCAGAAGGAUCAAGACAGAAUUCCUUAUCCAGUGGAGCGAGCUCCAACGAGCCGCAGCUGGCCGGGAGGCGGAUAGCAAACUGAAUUCAAGGAAUGAGGCUCAAAGGGUCUUGGUAUUAGCUGCUACAAAUCUGCCAUGGGCAAUUGAUGAAGCUGCACGGCGACGAUUUGUGCGCCGACAGUAUAUUCCAUUACCAGAACCGAAGACGCGGGAGACACAGCUGAGGACGUUACUACGACAGCAAAACCACAGCCUAUCAGACGAAGAUGUAGAGAAACUCGUGCAGUUAACAAAUGGAUUCUCGGGAUCCGACAUCACGGCUCUUGCCAAAGAUGCAGCCAUGGGGCCACUAAGAUCUCUAGGCGAGGCCCUUUUGUAUAUGACCAAGGAGCAAAUACGGCCCAUGGAUCUUUCGGAUUUUGAGCUAAGCUUAAAGUCUAUUCGGCCGAGCGUCGACCAAGAAGGCUUACGGGAAUACGAAGAAUGGGCCGAGAAAUUUGGCGAGCGUGGUGGUUAA
Messenger RNA from Trichoderma virens Gv29-8, 2238 nucleotides. RefSeq lists its product as uncharacterized. Bases 1 to 2238 code for a protein of 745 amino acids. Gene Ontology annotation, molecular function: ATP binding; ATP hydrolysis activity. NCBI's taxonomy places the organism in Eukaryota, Fungi, Ascomycota, Sordariomycetes, Hypocreales, Hypocreaceae. The record is from RefSeq and is a predicted model, not a curated record. The transcript is spliced from 4 exons.